This is a messenger RNA of Gadus macrocephalus (Pacific cod), 1712 nucleotides long. Its product is annotated as plexin-A2-like. Gene Ontology annotation, molecular function: semaphorin receptor activity. Gene Ontology annotation, cellular component: semaphorin receptor complex. The record is from RefSeq and is a predicted model, not a curated record. Gene Ontology annotation, biological process: regulation of GTPase activity; negative regulation of cell adhesion; positive regulation of axonogenesis. Bases 97 to 1512 code for a protein of 471 amino acids. The transcript has 12 exons. Lineage: Eukaryota; Metazoa; Chordata; Actinopteri; Gadiformes; Gadidae.
GUCCAAGUACCGGUCGAGGCCUGUGACCAGUACUCCACCUGCUCCGAGUGCCUGAGCUCGGCGGACCCCCACUGUGGCUGGUGUGUCCUGCUCAACAUGUGUUCCAGGAGGGAUCGCUGUCCGAGAGCCGAUGAGGCGUUCCGGUUCGCCACCACCAUUGAGCGCUGCGUCCAGGUCAUCGCUCACCCGGACAGCAUCGCCGUGUCCAGUCACAGCGUGCCCCUGCUGCUUGAGGUGAAUAAUGUUCCGGAUCUUUCUGCGGGCAUCACCUGCUCCUUCGGCCAGCAGGCGCAGGCUGAGGGCCACGUCAACGGCAACCGGGUGAUGUGUCUCUCCCCCGACAGCAGAGAGGUCCCACGGAUCCCCGAGGGACAGGACUGGUCGGGGGUGGAACUGCGUCUCAACUCCAAGGAGACAGGUCAAAUGGUCGCCAGCACUGAGGUCAAGUUUUACAACUGCAGCGUCCAUCACACGUGUCUCUCCUGUGUGAACAGCACCUUCCACUGCCACUGGUGUAAAUAUCGCAACCUGUGCACCCACGCACCCAGCAGCUGCUCCUUCCUGGAGGGACGGGUCAACGCCUCAGAGGACUGUCCUCAGCUGCUGGACUCGGGUCAGAUCCUGAUCCCGGCGGGCGAGGUCCGGCCCAUCACUCUGCGGGCCCGGAACCUUCCCCAGCCGCAGUCGGGCCAGCGCGGCUACGAGUGCGUGGUGCAGGUGCAGGGCUCCAGCCAGAGAGUCACCGCGCUGCGCUUCAACAGCACCAGCGUGCAGUGCCAGAACAGCUCGUACAUAUACGAGGGUGGUAAGAUCAGCGACCUGGCGGUGGGCCUUUCCAUCGUGUGGAACGGCAACUUCAUCAUCGACAACCCCGCCAAGAUCAAAGUGAACCUGUACAAGUGCAGUGCCCAGCGGGACAGCUGCGGCAUGUGUCUGCGCGCGGACAGGAAGUUCCAGUGCGGCUGGUGCAGCGGCGAGGGCCGGUGCACCAUGAAGCAGCACUGCCCACCGCUGUCCCCUCACGCCAGCCGCUGGAUGGACCAAUCCGCCCGCAACAUCAAGUGCACCAACCCGCGCAUCACAGAGGUGAGCCCCGUGGCUGGGCCAACGGAGGGCGGCACCAUGGUCACCAUCCAGGGCCUGAACCUGGGCCUGUCCUUCUCAGAGCUCCAGGGCAACGUGGAGGUGGCCGGGGUGGCGUGCACCCCCCAGGAGGAGGGAUACAUCACGGCCGAGCAGAUAGUGUGUGAGAUGGCCCCGGCCCCCCAGCGCAGCCCCCCAGGUCCGGUCCAGCUCUGUGUGGGGGAGUGCAGACCAGAGCUCCGAGCUCUGUCCUCACAGAUCUACUCUUUCGUGACCCCCUCCAUGCUGGCGCUCACCCCAGCCAGGGGGCCCGAGUCUGGGGGAACCAAAGUCACCUCGUGGGGGAGAACCUGGGGGCUGGCAGCUCUGUUCUCAUCCGCUUCGGGAAUCAGACUUGUGAGCUGUACAGGAGGACCACUUCAGAGAUAGUGUGUUUCUCCCGCUCCGUCUGUGACCGCGCCGGCUCGCUGCCCGGUCACCUUGCGGGUGGACCGGGGCCGGGCCCCCUGGGGAGUCUUGCCUUUGAGUACAUAGAGGACCCCACCGUCCAGCGCAUCGAGCCCCAGUGGAGCAUCACAAGGUGGGCAGUGGCAAAGCGUUUGAUUAUGCAAUGUGAAGUAUUUCAAAGU